Messenger RNA from Penicillium alfredii, 1953 nucleotides. RefSeq names its product developmental regulator FlbA (gene flbA). NCBI's taxonomy places the organism in Eukaryota, Fungi, Ascomycota, Eurotiomycetes, Eurotiales, Aspergillaceae. Bases 1 to 1953 code for a protein of 650 amino acids. The record is from RefSeq and is a predicted model, not a curated record. The transcript has 4 exons. Gene Ontology annotation, biological process: intracellular signal transduction.
AUGCCAAAAUCUACCGGGAGCCACAGCCGAGAAGAUUCUCUCCCUCUUUCAGUUCCUGACCCUUCAUAUUCCCUUUCAUCUUCUCCCUUCACUGGGUCUGUUGUCGGCUCCAUCUCUCGCAAUCGUCGUUCUUUUACUGCCUUGGCUCAAAGAACCUCCAACGCCCUCGCCAAUCUCUCCAUUAGUGGAGCCCCAUCGCUUCGCUCGUCGCCCUCCUCCACCAGCCUCAGGAAUUCUUCCAAGCCCUCGCGGAGUGCGACCCCCUUGACCCCACCAUUGUCCGACAACAAUAGCACUGAGCAAUUGUCGCGUGCCUGCUCCCCGGCAUUGGCCGAUCCGCCCUCCAAUUCCUUUCGCAAGCGUCGCCUCACCCUCCAGCGCGUGGCUACACCUCCCCAAGAUUUCACUCAACUGCCCGGUGCCUCUCCUAAAAUGCAUCAGACAUCGUCGAGGUUGUUGCGCAUGACCGAGGAUGAGCGUCCUUUUACCAAGGAUUUUAUGGACUUGUUCGCGACGUUGAUGGUCAGCUUGAAAUUGGAUUCGCACCGCGUCCGCUUUACGAGAUAUGAUCACACGUUCACUUCGGAGGAGGCCAUUAACAAUCUGGGAUCGCUCAAGUUCUCGCAGUCCAAUCGCAUGCCCGACCCCAAGGACCCGUCUCGCAUCGUCACAACCACCACAACCACCACCUUCUCCAUGGCCAAGGAAAUGGCGCGCUCGGUCUGCCAGCGAUUCGUCGACGCCCGCUUCAUUGAAUCAGUCGAUGGCAAAGCAAUCGCCAUUUUCCCGCUCAAGGGCGCUCUCUUUCAGCUCACCCCGAAAGGUAUCAACAUCCUACAGCGGUUCUGCCAGCGGAACGGUAUCACCGCCCGUCACGUGAUGGAAGUGCUGGAUUCGCCACGCAACACCAUGCAACUGGUGAAUUUGGAACGCGAUACCGACACCGACAAGUUGUCGCAUGAUCGCGCGACGAUCGAAGUCAUCUUCCGCCGGUUUGCCGGGCAGGAUGGUCCCAACAUCAAGAGCAGCAUCUCGACCUCGGACUCGGAUUCAUUAAGUGAUUAUUCGAAUGGCCUGGUUGGAGUGAAAAUGGCCCGGGAACGGAAAUUGCAGGAUGGCAAGAUUUACAACAACACCUUUACCGGAAAGGGUGCCGUCGACUGGCUGAUGGACUGCUCAACGACAAUCGAGCGCCGGGAGACCUCCUUGAUCGCAGAAUUGUUUUUGAAGUACGGCAUGAUUACGAUGAUCCAGGAUGACAAGUCGUUUCCAGAUAUGGGGAGUGCGCUUUUCCAGCCCUCCAAGCAUGCCAUCUACAGCAUCACCGAGCGAGGGCAGCGGGUGUGCGGUUGGAUUGCCCGCGACAAGAAUCGGGAUACGCCUACCUACGACAGUCGUGGUAUCCCGCGGGAUUCCAACAACGCCCGAUUGACCCACAUCCUUCAGGAUCCGGCCCUCCGUCUCCUCUUCCGAGAAUUCCUUCGUUACUCGCUCUGCGAAGAAAACCUGUCAUUUUACCUCGAUGUUUCCGAGUUCACGGCCAAUUACCACAAAGCAGAGAAGUUGGGGACGUUCAACAAGGUUGACUCUAUCCGAGAAACCUUGGCUGCCGCCUACGGGUUAUACAACGCCUUUUUGGCCCCUGGAUCCCCUUGCGAGCUGAACAUCGAUCAUGCUCUGCGCAACAGCCUGGCGGGCCGGAUGACCAAAGCUGUGGGUGAUGACGAGUCCAUGUUCAAGAGUCUUCAGGAGGUGGUGAAUCUCUUUGAGAUGGCCCAAACCUCUGUAUUUAAGCUGAUGUCCAGCGACUCUGUCCCCAAGUUCCUCCGUGAUCCCAAGUACUCAGUUGUUCUACAAGAACAUGACGUGGAUGUUGGUGUAUCGCGCUCAUACUCGCCGACUCCAAGCACGGUAGUUCCAGAACGCACCAUGAGUCGAUCUAACCGCGCUUGA